Messenger RNA from Fusarium pseudograminearum CS3096, 987 nucleotides. RefSeq lists its product as uncharacterized. Bases 1 to 987 code for a protein of 328 amino acids. NCBI's taxonomy places the organism in Eukaryota, Fungi, Ascomycota, Sordariomycetes, Hypocreales, Nectriaceae. The transcript has a single exon. The record is from RefSeq and is a predicted model, not a curated record.
AUGCGCUCUUACAUUCAGUAUGAGAACUUUUUCCCAGCCUGGGAUCAGAUCAUCAAGGAACAGCUUCUCGACGAAAGAUGCAUCGAGCCUCUGAGCAACUACAGGAAUCGCUCCGACCCAACCCGACAACUUGGCUACUCCGUGAUAGACUGCAUUCUGGAUACGAUGCCUGAAUUCCGUAAGGCUGAAUUGGCUUCAGCUGCUGUCAUCCUUGGUCUCGCGCCCACAAUGCUUCAGUUGAUGAGCGCGUCGUAUCUGGACACCGCUAUGCUUGCGUAUCGUCGACCUGUGCUCGCCUCUUUGCUCUCAAUGUCUAGUUCUGGAGUGCGUCCUCUUACAGCGACAGAAUACGAUGACUUCAUCACUAAAAUGGGCACUGAUCCUUUUCAUACCAACUUUGGCAGACCGCAAUCAGUAUGGGCGCCCACUAUUGUGUCUAUGCUGGAGUAUACUGUCGCUUCUGCAGCUGUUGCCAAUAAUGCCCAUCUCGCCUAUCAGCUUAGUACACUGGCAGUCUGCACGUUUUCUCCAGCAGAGGAUUUCCUUCCCGCCGCGUGGACCGCAGCAGCCGUGCUCAUCCAUCUGGUUGGAAACCUCGCUGCCAGAUUGAAGAUCUCUGUCAAAGAUGCAGAGGGAGAGAAAAACAAUCGGGACAAGCUAUCACACAGAGUCUGGGCUGAGCUUACACCUACUCCCUGGCAGAAUAAACUCGAGGUCAAAACAAAUCAUAAGCAUAAUGGCUGGUUUUUGGUCCUGGUAUCCGCUCUCUACAUUGGGGAUGCGCUGCAGGCUUUCUGUGGGACUCUGAUCCUUUCAAGCUUGGUAUUUAUAAGUGUUAGGGACUCGGCUAUCAUUGUGAUUCGGUUAAUGGCAAGUGCUCUUUUUGCCAGGGGUAUUCUUAUCUAUGAGUUGGCUGGGUUUAGGACGGAAAGAGACGAGAGUGAUGCAUCUGAAAAGCCUCAAUACUCGGCGGUGGAAACGCAGUAA